Molecule: messenger RNA, 720 nt
Organism: Phytophthora sojae
Lineage: Eukaryota; Oomycota; Peronosporomycetes; Peronosporales; Peronosporaceae
Exons: 3
Coding region: 1-720 (239 amino acids)
Biological process (GO): protein phosphorylation
Molecular function (GO): protein kinase activity; ATP binding
Source: RefSeq, a predicted model, not a curated record
AUGCAGAUGAUCGAGACUCAGAUUUUCUCCGCGCUUUCGGAAACACCGUUGCCCAGGAAGCUGGACUUGCCCGAAUGGUUUCUGCCCGAUACAGAGGUCACGUAUGAGCCAAAACCCUGUAGCCGUGCAUCGUUUGGAUCGUUGCACCUCGGAGCCUGCAACGGUACCGACGUGGUCGUCAUGUGUCUGAAUGACGGUACUGGAGAAAGUCUGCAAACAAAUGAAAGGUUUCAGCGAUACACUACUCGAUGGCACGGACUUGACCAUCUACACGUCGCCAAGAUGUUAGGUGUUUCGCACCUGAGCUCCCCGCCGUUAGUUAUCUACGAGGAGGUGAAGUACAACGUGGCUGGAUAUCUCGCGGACUCGACUAACGCUGGAAGUAUGUGGCGAUUGCUGUACGAAACGGCACUUGGUCUCCGGUAUGCUCACAACAAGAAGGUUUUGCACGGGAAUCUCAAGCUGACCACUAUCCGAGUCGAUUCCGAAGGCCACGCAAAGAUUUGCGGGCCUUCCCGUCUGAAAUCAGGAGCAGUACGAUGGCAAGCGCCGGAGUGUUUGACAGGAAGGCGCACUUUCGCGUCCGUUAUUUACUCACUCGCGAUGUGCAUCAUCGAGGCUCUGAGCGGUGAACCGCCGUUUGGGCAGCUGGAUGAUGAUACUCUUUACGCAACUCACGAGAGCGUAUAUUCCUCUCUAAAGCUCCACUACGACGAUUGA